Molecule: messenger RNA, 549 nt
Organism: Chenopodium quinoa (quinoa)
Lineage: Eukaryota; Viridiplantae; Streptophyta; Magnoliopsida; Caryophyllales; Amaranthaceae
Exons: 1
Coding region: 1-549 (182 amino acids)
Source: RefSeq, a predicted model, not a curated record
AUGGCGGAUGAUAUUGUGAGUCGUUAUGCGAACCUUAAACUGGAUGAUGAGGACGAAGGAGUGGUCGAUUUGGGAGUGGUUGAAUCCUCUUCAUUAACAAAGAAAUUUCAUUUAUCGUUAAUUGGUAGACUUGUGACUGAAAGACCCUAUAACGUUGAGGCCUUCAAGAACACGAUGAUGAAGGUUUGGGCGUUGCAGGACAAUUUGGUGAUUAGGGUUUUAGGCCCGAAUCUUUAUGCCUUUCAAUUUUUCCAUUGGAGAGACAAGGAGAAAGUUAAGGCUGGACGACCUUGGUGUUUUGAUAAUCUUUUACUUGUGCUAAGGGAGGUUGAAGGGGAUGAGCAACCUGAGAAAAUUCCCCUGUUCCAUUGUCUAUUCUGGGUGCGAAUCCAAUUUUUAUCCUUUAAUUGCCGCUCGGAUGAGGAUGUCAAGGAGUUAGUUGCAAAUUGGGGUGAAGUGUUGGAGCUGGAAGAGGACACAUUGGGAUUGGAUCGAUUUCGGCGUGCUAAAAUUAUGAUUAAUGUUGCUAAGCCUCUCCGUCACUUUUAA